AAUGCUACUUCAGUUUACAAUCCAUCAGUGGAGAAAGGACGCCCUGUCUUACAAAGUCUUUUAGCAACUGAUUUCCUGGUCAAAGAGGUGCUUUGCUGGGCUCAGUUAAUCCCAAAGUACACAAGUGAACUAGUCGAAUAUGUGCAGACUUUCCUGGAGCGCGCACAUGAAAGAUGCCGGACAUCAUACAUGGAGGCUGUUCUAGAAAAACAGAGUCACAUGCUGAUUGGAAGGAAUGACUUUGAGAGCCUAAUGCGACUCGAUCCAGCUAGUGCUUGCUUGAGUUCUGGACAGGUGGCUUUUAGGAGCAAUGUUGCAGAUUCUGAUUCAGUUGAAGUGGAAACAGAAAUAAGUGAUCUAUUACUGACUUUUUCGCCAAUUAAGCAGGAGAAUUUAAUUCGAGAUGACACAAAACUAAUUCUGUUGGCAUCGCUCAGUGAUUCUUUGGAAUACUUAGCAGAUUCUGUUGAUAGGCUUGGACAAUCCUUUGUCAAACCAACCACUCGAGCAAAUGAUAGGAAACAUUCUCAUGCUCAUCAUGCACGAACCACAAGUGCACUCAGUAAAGAUCUCAUAUCUCUUGCUGAUGAAUACCGAAGACUUGCAGGUGAUUGUCUAAAGGUUCUUCGCGUGGAAAUGCAAUUGGAGACAAUUUUCCACAUGCAGGAAAUGACUAACAGAGAAUACAUGGAAGAUCAAGAUGCGGAAGAACCUGAUGAUUUUGUUAUCACACUUACUGCACAGAUAACACGCCGUGAUGAGGAAAUGGCACCAUUUGUUUCAGAACAAAAAAGGAACUACAUAUUUGGAGGAAUAUGUAGUGUUGCAGCCAAUACAACAAUCAAGGCUUUGGCAGAAAUGAAAUCCAUUAACCUCUUGGGAGUUCAACAGAUAUGCAGAAAUACUAUUGCACUUGAACAGGCUCUGGCGGCCAUACCGUCAAUAGACAACGAAGCAGUCCAGCAGAGGCUAGAUCGUGUGCGGACAUACUACGAGCUCUUAAAUUUGCCAUUCGAGGCUUUACUAGCUUUCAUCACAGAACAUGAGUAUUCAUUUACACCAAAAGAGUAUUCAAGUCUGUUAAAGAUUAAGGUUCCUGGCAGAGAGAUUCCGCCCGAAGCUGAAGCCCGGGUCUCAGAGAUCUUGGGCCGCUGAGCCUUCGUUAAUCGCCGGUGAAGAAAAUGGUUUGCUUUGAAUUUCACGUUUUGUCCGAAACUGCUGGCUUGUGUUGAUAUAAAUAUCUCUCUGCUUCAUGUGCUUUUCUGGUGUGCUAUUUUGAGACUUAAAAAAGUUCUUCAGACCUAAUGGUCCAUUUUUGUAUGUCUUGCCCAUUCUACCCAAGGUUGUCAUUUUCUCAAUUAGUUUGUAAAGUUAGUGUUAUUUGAUUAAUUUCUAACAACAUCUAUUUAAUUUUCUAUUCUUUUCA
This is a messenger RNA of Dioscorea cayenensis subsp. rotundata (Guinea yam), 1426 nucleotides long. RefSeq names its product exocyst complex component SEC8-like. Gene Ontology annotation, biological process: Golgi to plasma membrane transport; exocytosis. Lineage: Eukaryota; Viridiplantae; Streptophyta; Magnoliopsida; Dioscoreales; Dioscoreaceae. Gene Ontology annotation, cellular component: exocyst. The record is from RefSeq and is a predicted model, not a curated record.